Messenger RNA from Aspergillus luchuensis, 2031 nucleotides. RefSeq names its product CAP-Gly domain containing linker protein BIK1. The coding region runs from base 1 to 2031 and encodes 676 amino acids. The transcript has a single exon. NCBI's taxonomy places the organism in Eukaryota, Fungi, Ascomycota, Eurotiomycetes, Eurotiales, Aspergillaceae. The record is from RefSeq and is a predicted model, not a curated record.
AUGGCGCCCCUCGACGACGUCCAGGUGGGUGACCUGGUCAAUGUCCCCGGGGGUAUGUUCGGGACGGUCAAAUAUCUGGGAAGUGUUGCGGGCAAGCCGGGAAAGUUUGCAGGCAUUGAGCUGGCGCCGGAGCAUGCCAGACGAGGCAAAAACAAUGGAGAUGUCGAGGGCAGGCGAUACUUCUCUACGUCUGUCCCCGGCUCAGGGAUCUUUGUGCCUAUGAACAACAACAAAUACGUCACCAAGCGCUCGUCUGGUCCAACCUCGACAGUGAGCACCGGCCCUCCAACCCCCUCCCGACCGGUCAAUUUCAGCAAGUCCGUUGGCCCUGGUCCCGCAAUGCGCCCACCACGCGUCCGACGCCCUUCCCUCCCCCGCCCUGAAUCUCCUAGAGGACCUCCGCCGUCCAAGCUCACCUUGACCGGGCUACGCACGCCCUCUUCAGCCUCCCGCGCCGCUCCCUCCAGCACCUACCCCCGCAGUCCUAUCAAAGCCCCGUCGCGCGCCUCUGACCGCCCUCCCUCGCGAGUCAGCCGGGUGAGCACAGAGGAUGAUGGUCCGGCAUCUAGAGUAUCUGAAGUUCAGCAAUCAGCGAUGGCAGCAGAGGUGCAAGAGCUGAAGGAUCACAUCAAGAGUCUCGAGAACCAACUUCUCGACCGAGAUAAGCAGCUAGAUGAGCAAGCUCAUACCCUGUCCGACUUUCAGAGAACUCUGGAGGAACUGGAGGGGUCAGAUUCGCUGUCCAUCCGGGCCCAGUUGCGUGAAAGAAACGAGAGAAUUGCUCAGCUGACGGCCGAGUUUGACUUGCACCGCGCCGACUUCCGAAGCACCUUGGAUACUUUAGAGAUCGCUGCUUCCGAGACGGAGCGAGUUUAUGAGCAGCGCCUGGACGAAUUGAUGCAACAAAAUAGAGAGCUUCAGGACCGCGGGGAGGAUGUCGAGGCUGUUGCGCGACAGCUCAAGCAAUUGGAAGAAUUGGUGUCGGAGCUCGAAGAAGGUCUGGAGGACGCCCGGCGUGGUGAGGCCGAAGCCAGGGCAGAAGUUGAGUUCUUGCGCGGGGAAGUCGAGCGGACAAAGCUCGAACUACAGAAGGAGCGGGAUUCCAAGGAUUCCCAUGCAGCUAGUGAUGGGCCGCAGUACUCGAAGGAACUGGAGCAGAAGGAUGAUGAGAUCCGUGGUCUAAAAGCAAUCAUCCACUCCUUGAGCCGUGGCGACCCAGAUUUGCAUGCCCUGCAACAGAAUGGAUUUGGAACGAGCCCGCCGAACCAUGAUCCCGACCAUGUGGCUCACUUGGAACAACGUGUCGAGGAAUUUGAACGCAUCGCCGAAAGAAAGACAUACCGCAUUGAAGAACUAGAACGCGAGCUCCAGCAGUUGCAGCUGAAUGGUGAAACACACGCUCCCGGCUCCGCGGUCUCUUCGUCGCCCAACCACCAAAAGUCCCCCAGCGUCAAUGGGAAGCUCACAAACGGCCAUGGAAUCAACCAUGCGCAUCGGCUUUCGGAUCGCACAGUCGUUCCCCACGACUGGCAAGAUUUACCUCCGCACGAGGGACAAUAUCAGGCCUACUCUACCCGCCACCGCGGUAUUUCGGACGCUUCUCAUCAUCGUCUGGAGACCAUGCACGAGUCAGACGGCCGCUCGGAGGACGGUGGCUCCUUGUGGUGCGAGAUCUGUGAAACCGGAGGGCACGAUAUUCUGACCUGCACCAACAUGUUUGGCGCAGAAAGUAAGAAGGUCCCUGAUGCUGCCGAGGCACCCCAUGACGACAGCUCUGUGGAUGAAAAGCCAACUCCAGAGGAAUCCACGGGUGAACCGUCCACGUCCUCACAUGAAGAGGACGCGACUCCUCAGAAAACGGGCCGUGAUGCUGUGAUGGAGGGACUAAGGGAAGCGAACAACUUGUCCGCUUCUUCCUCAACCUUGGGCCCUGUUGGCGGCAAGGAAAGCGGCGUCGUUGACGAGUCUAAGUGGUGUGCUCUUUGCGAGAGAGAUGGCCACGAGAGCAUUGACUGUCCAUUUGAUGAUUGA